This is a messenger RNA of Ruditapes philippinarum (Manila clam), 2304 nucleotides long. Its product is annotated as prion-like-(Q/N-rich) domain-bearing protein 25. Bases 134 to 1087 code for a protein of 317 amino acids. The transcript is spliced from 10 exons. The record is from RefSeq and is a predicted model, not a curated record. Gene Ontology annotation, cellular component: nucleus. NCBI's taxonomy places the organism in Eukaryota, Metazoa, Mollusca, Bivalvia, Venerida, Veneridae.
AAAACUUGCAGGAUAUAGCUGGAAGAUAAAUCCCCGUGAAGGCGAAGGUAGGGCCGACGUUGUAUGGGUCGAUGCUAAAGACGUGACACUGUCAAACUGGUUGAGAUACGGUAACACUCCAAUAAAUGCCGAAAUGGAAAACCUUGUAGCAUUUCAGUAUAAAGGUGAAAUGUUUUAUCAGGCGUUCAGACCUAUACAACCUGGGUCGGAGCUGUUUGUUUGGUAUGGUGACUCGUAUGGUGAAUUUUUAGAAAUUGAACCAUUCGAUCCCCCGAGAUAUUAUUAUGCAAAAUUCGGUUAUGUGGGCGGUGAAUGUCAUGACGAGGACGAAGGGCUUCCAUGUGUUAAUGAUGAUAACACAAUUUGUGCAGAUAAAUCUUGUUUCUGCGUUUCUGGGACUCACGUGAGAGCGGGCAAAUGUUUUAAAGAUGGAACAUUAGGUGGAUUGUGUACGGAGCUCAACGGUGUAACGUGCAUGCUUGAUAGGAACGCCGAGUGUCAGAAAGGAGUUUGUGUUUGUAAGAAGGAUUCUAUCCCAUCUAAUGGAAUUUGUACAGCAGAGGAGAUGUUUGGAGGAAGAUGUCGAGGUAAAGAUGGAAAGACUUGUAUGAGAGAUGAUAAUGCAGAAUGUGUGCACGGUUUAUGUAGAUGUAAAUAUGGUACAACUGCUAUAGGAAAAUUAUGCCUGAAAGAUGAGAGCUAUCAAGGAAGAUGUAUCGGGGAUGAUGGCGACGCAUGUGAGAAUGACCAACACGCCGAGUGCUUGGACAAGAUCUGUGUUUGCAAGAAAGGUGCUAGUGCAGUCAAUGGAAGUUGUGUUUUAGAUGAAAAAUAUGGAGGUAGAUGUUGGAAUGGCGACGGCACACCUUGUAGACUCGACCAGAAUGCUAUUUGUAUAUCUGGCGUGUGCACAUGUAAAUCUAAUACCAGGUUAAUGAAUGGCAUAUGCCGGACGGAUGGUGCCCUAGAAGGUAUGUGCGUAAAGGGCAAUUGUAAUGGGAAGAAUGUUGACUGCGACUCCAUGUCAAACACGUGCAAAUGUAAGGUAACUCAUUUUCCGUACGCUGGGAAAUGUGUUAAAAAGUAACAGGUUGCAAGAAAUCCAAAAAUUAAAUGUGCAAUACCAUAGUUUCACAGCCACAGCAUGAUCUAUCAAUCAUCCAUGAUUGACCAAAAAAGAGGAAGAUGUUUGAUGGAGAAAAAAUAUAAAGCGGGUGCAUUAAAGAAUGGAAGACACGUGAAUGAAAAACAGACUUUUUAAGAACUGCGUUUGUAUAUCAAUGCAUCAGAAACUGUGUAAAAUAUUCUAUGCUUUAUGUCGGAUUAUCGUAUGUAAUAUUCGCUAAUUAAUGAAAUUUUUUGGUAUGAUUUGAGGCCAAAUUGAUGAUUAAAAUGCUUUUAAUAUCAGGUUAUACAAUGAUAAGCAUGGGAAAUCACUUCUCAUCAAUUAUUGGCGUUUUGCAGCUGUGUAUGAGCCAAAAGGAAACACAAGUGCACUCAGCAAUAUUUAAUGAUCUCUUUUUUACACCAUAAGAUAUUUUAACAUUUUGAUAGAAACUAUGGGUUCGUUUAAAAAAUAUUUUAAGCUUUUAAACAUUAAGUUUUAAUCUUUUUGUAUGUGGAAUAAAUGAUCAAGUAUAAAUACAAAAAAAAUUGUUUCAUUAACAACAAAACAUUUGGAACUGAUAAGUAAUAUUCGGAUGUUUCCGUAAUUGUCAAAAAAAAUGAACACACUGAGUUUUUAACUUUAAAAAAUUAAAACCAUUUUCCGUUGCCCAUUUUUGAAUUUAAUCAAAAUUUUGUUGAAGCUAACAUAUUUUUGACAGAUAGCGUAUGAGAAAAUCAUUUACAAAUAAGAGCAAUCCACACAAGAAUUAAGAGCUAUCGUUUAAGCAGUAUUUACAUUUUUGCUGUGUUGCUUUAUUUUUUUCUAUUUCUAUAUGUUUUUUGGGACACAAAGCGAGAUAGAAUGCAAUAUAGAUUUCGUAUUGAUUUUUUGAUAAAUGAAAUCAAGGCUGUUAAAGUUGGACGAAAUUAUGACUUCAUUGGAAGACAGCAUAAUAAUUUUAAAUGCUCAAAGUUCAUUUGCUACAUUUUUAAGUGGAGAAAAAAUGGAUAUUUAAACAAUCUAUAGUUUUAUUUGUGCGUUGAUGCCAGCAUGCAAGCGUGUGAGUAUGUGCGUUUUUAUUAUAAGAAUAUAUUUUUACAUUUUUAAACCUAUGAAAAUAUGCAAUUAUGAUAUGAUUAUCAAUGUUAUACUUUCAAUUUGUUAAAUAAAAAUAUCCACCUUCAUACAAUCUUUAU